This is a messenger RNA of Candoia aspera, 899 nucleotides long. RefSeq names its product ring finger protein 7 (gene RNF7). The record is from RefSeq and is a predicted model, not a curated record. Gene Ontology annotation, cellular component: Cul5-RING ubiquitin ligase complex; nucleus. The transcript has 3 exons. Gene Ontology annotation, biological process: protein ubiquitination; ubiquitin-dependent protein catabolic process. Lineage: Eukaryota; Metazoa; Chordata; Lepidosauria; Squamata; Candoiidae. The coding region runs from base 44 to 388 and encodes 114 amino acids. Gene Ontology annotation, molecular function: cullin family protein binding; zinc ion binding; ubiquitin protein ligase activity.
GCAGCCAGGCCGCCUUCGCCGCCGCCUCCUCCCGCCCCCAGCCAUGGCCGACGCGGAGGACGGAGACGAGCCCGGCGUUUCUGCUUCUCACUCGGGUUCUUCCGGCGCCAAGGCGGGCGGCGCCGACAAGAUGUUCUCGCUGAAGAAGUGGAACGCCGUGGCCAUGUGGAGCUGGGACGUCGAGUGCGACACCUGCGCCAUCUGCCGGGUGCAGGUCAUGGAUGCCUGUCUUAGAUGUCAAGCUGAAAACAAACAAGAAGAUUGUGUUGUGGUCUGGGGAGAGUGUAAUCAUUCCUUCCACAAUUGCUGCAUGUCACUGUGGGUGAAACAGAACAACCGUUGCCCCCUCUGCCAGCAGGACUGGGUAGUCCAAAGAAUAGGCAAAUAAAAUUGCUUCCAGUUAUUGCACUGAAAUUGCUUGAAAUGUAUACAACUAAUGGUAUACUUUCUCUAUGAAAGAGAGAAGAAGUCACGGUGUGGCAAAAUCCAUCUUAUUUAUUUGUGUCUACACAAGGACUUGGAUUUGAAAUUUUUGUGUUAGUUUGCUGGUUUUUUGGUCUUUAAAAAUGUUCCAUCAGGAACUUAGCUGCAGUAUUUAAGAAUGUAUCUAAAUAUUUAAUAUGAACACUGUUCAUUUAUUUAGGAAUUAUUUAGGGCUUAUAGGUCUAUGAUUAUUAAUACAAGCAAUUUCAGCUUGAAACAUUGCUACUUUUUCUCAAAAUGAAGUUAUUAAUUAAUAAAUAAUUGAUGGUGCAUUGUUUUUAUUUUGGCUUUAUCAUUAUUUCUUUAGGUAUUGAUAAAUGCUUGUUUCCAUAGUACUUUAAGAUGGAAUUGAAUUGACUGCCUUUUCAAAGUAUGUACCUUCUCCACACACAAUUAAACCUCUUAUCCUUGUGAAA